AUGGAUAAACACUAUGUAGGUUACAUAUUGGAUGGAUGCAACUUUUAUCCUGACAUAGGACUCACUGUGCUUAAGGAGAGGUAUCUCAUUACAGUCCGUGAUAACAGGCUAGUGAUGCAUGACUUAUUACGAGACAUGGGAAGAAAUAUCGUCCGAGGAACAUAUUGGAAUAGCUGGGAAAAAUGGAGUAGAUUGUGGGAUCGUGCGCAUGUUAUUGAUGUAUUGGCAACCAAUUCUGGUACUAACGCAAUUGAAGGACUCAGCCUGAAGGCUGAAAUUACGGGUGUUGAGAACUUGGAGGUUAAAGCAUUUUCAAAUUUACGGAAGCUGAGACUGUUACAACUCAGUCAUGUACAGGUCAAGGGAAACUAUGCACAUUUUCCAAGAGGUUUACGAUGGCUUUGCUGGUCUGAGUUUCCUCUUUACUUCAUACCAACAGAACUACAUUUGGGAAGUUUGGUUGUCAUGGACUUGCAGUACAGUAACCUUAAACGACUUUGGGAUGAUCAAAAGCAGCCACAAGAACUGAAAAAGUUAAAAUACCUUGACCUCAGUCAUUCCGUCCAGCUCACGGAGACUCCAGACUUCUCUUAUCUCCCGAAUCUCGAGACGCUGCUCUUGAUAAACUGCAAUAGACUGGUUUUGGUUCACAAUUCGAUAGGAACUCUUGAGAGCACGUUGGUACUUAUAAAUCUGAAAGGUUGCACCGAGCUUUGUGACCUCCCAUUGGAACUCUACACCUUGAAGUCGCUGGAAACUCUCAUUAUUUCAGGCUGCUCGCAACUUGAGAUAUUGAAUGAUGCUUUAGGUGAAUUGGAAUCCUUGACAACUCUUAAAGCCGAUUAUACCGCUAUAAGGCAAAUCCCCUCUUCGAAGACACUGAAAGAGUUAUCUCUUGAUGGCUGCAAAGAGUUGUGGAAAGACAGAGGCUACACCCAUUCUGAUGAAAGCCCUCAACCUGCUCUGUCUACUCCGCCCUCGUUAAAGAAUUUACUCUGCCUGAAGACUUUGCGUUUAGGUUCCUGCAAUCUAUCUGAUGAAUUGGUUCCUUCAAAUCUUGGGAGCCUGCCUUGUCUCGAGGAACUUGAUUUACAAGGAAACAACUUUCGUAAUUUGCAGACGGAUUUUGCUGGUCUCCUAAGUCUUCAGAUCCUCAGAUUGGAUAGUUGCUCACAACUUCAAUCCAUGUUUAGUGUACCAAAAAGGUUAAGAUCUUUCUAUGCCAGAAACUGUAGCAGGUUGGAAAGAACUCCGGACUUAUCAGAAUGCUCGAUGUUGCAAUCGUUGCACCUUACAAACUGUUACAACCUUGUUGACACGCCGGGGCUGGAUAAACUGAAAACGGUUGGACUCAUCCACAUGGAAAUGUGCAACCGCAUAUCAGCUACUUACCGAGAAAGAAUCAUGCAGGGAUGGGCUGUGGGUGCCAAUGGAGGGAUUUUUAUCCCCGGAUCAAGCAUUCCAGAUUGGGUUAGCUUCAAGAAUGAGACGCCUUCAAUCUCUUUUAGGGUUCCUGUUCCUGAAACUCUGAAUCAAGAUCCGGUCGGGUUCACCUUGUGGACACCAUAUGUGAGUCAGGAAGACAAUGAAAUGUCUGGAUACUCUCCAAAGAUUACAGUGAAGAACCAAACGAAAGGAAUUGUGUGGCGUCGCAAUCCUGCAACAGAUCACAUUCGUAUGUACCGUGAGAAACAUAUCUGGCAAGGACACUUUUCAAAUGAAGAUUUCUACUUAGAAACAGGGGAUAACGUGGAAGUUUCUGUGGACUUUGGAGAUCAAGUCACCAUUCUUGAGACAGGGCUAACUCUUGUUUACAGUUACAGGGAACAAAACCCUGAUGCCUCAGACGAACAUACUUCAAAUAUUGGGUAUGAGGUAAUCCCAGAUGUACAGUUGACACGAACAGGGGAGGAAGUUGAUGAUGGACUAAUCACAAAAGAAAGUAGACCUCCCAGGAAAAGGAGAGUGGGUUUGAAGAAACUUAUGAGGCUGUUUUGUCUGUUGGCAUUCAUUAUGUUUUUGUAA
Molecule: messenger RNA, 2025 nt
Organism: Microthlaspi erraticum
Lineage: Eukaryota; Viridiplantae; Streptophyta; Magnoliopsida; Brassicales; Brassicaceae
Source: the annotation of a GenBank genome assembly